Messenger RNA from Eruca vesicaria subsp. sativa (arugula), 771 nucleotides. The record is from the annotation of a GenBank genome assembly. Lineage: Eukaryota; Viridiplantae; Streptophyta; Magnoliopsida; Brassicales; Brassicaceae.
AUGAUCUACCCUUCAAACAUUAACCCUAGCUUCACAGAUUUCGCUGAAACUUUCAAAUUCGAUGAUUAUGAUGAUGAUGCUUUUCAGAUGAUCAUGGAAGGAAUCAGCCUCGAGGAUCAUUCGCCCACUUUGAGUUGGACUUCGUCAGAGAAAUUACUUGCUACAGAAGUCACAAGCCCGCUUCAGACAAGCCUAGCUACCUCACCUAUGAGCCUUGAAAUAGAGGACAAAGAUGAGAGCAAGAAGAGGAAAAGACGCAAAGAUGAUCAGGUUAUUCACGUGUUUAAAACGAAAUCAAUUAAAGAAGCUUUAGAUGACGGCUACAAAUGGAGGAAAUACGGCAAGAAGCCAAUAAGGGGUAGUCCGCAUCCGAGGCAUUAUCACAAGUGUUCGAACCCCAACUGCAUCGUGAAGAAGAAGAUCGAGAGAGAUACGACCAAUCCGCAAUAUGUGUUGACAACCUAUGAAGGGAGACAUAACCACCCAAGCCCUUCUGUGGUUUAUUGUGAUUCAGACGACUUUGAUCUUACCUCUCUCAACACUUUGUCUUUUCAGACACAUACUAAUAGUUAUUCACAUUCCCCUCCAUGACCAUACCUGCAAGAUUGUGAAUAUAGAUAUGUGUAUAUAGUAUAUAUCAUCAUCGCAAUCACGCAUCACAUGUAUCCCCACAUCACAUACAUUGUUGUAUCGGUUUUGUACUUGUACUUAUGGUCUUAUUUGGGGUGGUGUGAUGGAAAUCAUCUUGUAUGUCAGGUAUGAUAAUAGUUU